Ipomoea triloba (trilobed morning glory) is the source of this 1281-nucleotide messenger RNA. RefSeq lists its product as uncharacterized. The record is from RefSeq and is a predicted model, not a curated record. The coding region runs from base 1 to 1281 and encodes 426 amino acids. NCBI's taxonomy places the organism in Eukaryota, Viridiplantae, Streptophyta, Magnoliopsida, Solanales, Convolvulaceae. The transcript has 2 exons.
AUGGUGGCUCUAGCCUCUAGGUUGGGCCUGACCAAGCAUUUUAUUGUUAAUCCCUUGGGUUUCGCUGGUGGUCUCCUCCUCUUUUGGAAACCUGACCUCAUCGAUCUCCACGUUGUUAGCUACAACUCCCAGGCCAUUCACACGUUGGUGAAUCAUAGGCUGGGCAACUGCUUUAUCACUUUUGCUUACGUUCGUCCUAACCCUUUUGCUAAGUGUUGUUUUUGGGAGUAUUGCAAAGGCUUGGCAAACGCUACUCAAAGUCCUUGGAUGGUGUUAGGAGACCUAAACGACAUUGCGACCAGCGAUGAGCAAUGGGGUAGUUCUUCCCUCAAUUACUCCUCGCUCCAAAACUUUGUGGACACUUAUAGUGCUUGUGGUCUGCUUGAUCCGGGUUCUUCUGGUCCCAAAUUCACCUGGUGCAGAUUCGCAGGGGAUAGAGUGAUUCAGAGAAGGAGACUGGACAGGGUUCUUUGGAAUAUGAGGGCUCAGUUAAUCUUCCCAGAGGCUAAGGUGGCCGUUCUCCCCCGUCUUUGCUCCGAUCAUAACCCCAUCCUCUUUGUGGAGGAAGCCGGAAGACCUCCGGACAGGAGCCUACGCCCGGUGAGAUUCGAAGCCGCCUGGCUGUCAAACGAUGACUAUAAAAGCGAUAGGCUACAAGACCUAGAAAAACAGCUGUUACAGGAGCUCAACUCGGUCCUGAUUCAAGAGGAGACUUUCUGGUUUCAAAAAGCAAGGACGGACUGGAUCCGGAACGGAGACAGGAAUACUACCUUCUACCAUAAGUCGGCCUUAAUCAAGCGAAACAGAAACCGCGUUCGGUUCCUCAAAAUUCAGGGGUCCUGGACUGACGAAUCGGCAUCCUUGACUGAUCACAUUAAUAGUUUCUUUUCUAGCCUUUUCUGCAGGGUCGAUCAAACACAGCAGGCUCAACGCCAACCAGUCCCAACGGCUCUACAAAUUCCAGGAGACCAGGCUUCCAAUCUCCUUCGUAGGGUCCCCAUUGAUGAGGUCAGAAGAGCAGUGUUCGGGAUGAAGAAGUAUGGGAGCCCGGGUCCUGACGGUAUUCCUGCCAUUUUCUAUCAACAAUGCUGGAGCGAAAUUGGUCCUGUCAUGACAAAAAUGGUAAAUCAAGCUUUUGAUAAUGGUUGUAUCCCCAACUCUUUGCUCCAAGCCUAUAUGACUCUCAUCCCCAAAAAAGAUACUCCGGAAACGGCCGCUGACUUUAGACCGAUCACCCUCCUCAAUGUGUCCUUUCAAAGUGAUCUCCAAAGUCCUUGUUAA